Oreochromis aureus is the source of this 801-nucleotide messenger RNA. Its product is annotated as olfactory receptor 6N1-like. The coding region runs from base 1 to 801 and encodes 266 amino acids. Lineage: Eukaryota; Metazoa; Chordata; Actinopteri; Cichliformes; Cichlidae. Gene Ontology annotation, cellular component: membrane. Gene Ontology annotation, biological process: G protein-coupled receptor signaling pathway. The transcript is spliced from 2 exons. The record is from RefSeq and is a predicted model, not a curated record. Gene Ontology annotation, molecular function: G protein-coupled receptor activity; olfactory receptor activity.
AUGUAUUUACAGAAUGCUUCAAUCAAUGUAACACACUUUAUUAUAGGUGGUUUUGACACAGUUAUAAGGCCGGAGGCAAUUGGUGUGGUUAUGCUGAUAAUCUAUCUACUAGUUGUUCUUGCCAAUACGGUAAAUAUCCUCUUCAUUAUUUUUGACAAGAGAUUACAUAAACCAAUGUAUCUUCUGGUUUGCAACCUUGCUGUUGUUGAUAUAAUUUACACUUCAAGUACCAGUCCAACAAUGAUUGGGGUUCUACUUGCAGGUGUUAAUACCAUAUCCUAUGUGGAGUGCAUAAUUCAAAUGUUUGUUUUCCACUUGGGAGCUGUGAUGGAGAGGCUUGCUUUAGCAAUUAUGGCAUUUGAUAGAUUAAUUGCUAUAAUCUGUCCUUUUCAGUACCACAGUUAUUUAACAAACACACGUGUUGUUUUUCUUACAUACAUCCUGUGGUUUGUUGGUAGUGGUUUUGCAGCUCUUGCCCCUGCAGUAGUAGUUCGUCUCCCUCACUGCUACUCAAGACUGAAGUACACUUUCUGUGACUAUGCUGCUGUACUACGAACCACUUGUAAAAUGGGGGGCACUCUUCUGAGUCACUUAAUUUGUGUAACAUGUCAUUACUGUCCUGCAUUUAUAAUCAUUGUCUUAACCAGAUUAGGCGUUGCAUUAUCCCUUGAAGAACGUCAGGGUUUACUUAUUGGGACCAUCCUCGGCCCAUCUCUUGUUAAUCCUUUUGUGUACAGUCUAAGGACAACUGAAAUCAAAACUAAGAUCUUUAGGAUAUUAAAAAACGGCUGGCAUGUAUAG